This is a messenger RNA of Tarenaya hassleriana, 614 nucleotides long. Its product is annotated as carboxyvinyl-carboxyphosphonate phosphorylmutase, chloroplastic-like. The transcript has a single exon. Gene Ontology annotation, molecular function: catalytic activity. The record is from RefSeq and is a predicted model, not a curated record. NCBI's taxonomy places the organism in Eukaryota, Viridiplantae, Streptophyta, Magnoliopsida, Brassicales, Cleomaceae. The annotation marks the transcript as partial.
AUCGGUGGUACUGUUCAGGCAGGAGCUGAUGCUUCCUUUGUCGAGGCACCGAGGGAUGAUGAUGAACUCAAGGAAAUCGGGCGAAGAACAAAGGGUUACAGAGUAUGCAACAUGAUUGAAGGCGGGGUGACGCCAUUGCAUAGUCCCGAGGAGCUCAAAGAAAUGGGUUUUCAUCUGAUCGUUCACCCUCUUACCGCUCUUUAUGCAACGGCUCGAGCUCUGGUUGAUGCCCUCAAGAUUCUCAAGGAGAACGGAAGCACUCGAGAUCACUUAGAAAAGAUGGCUACGUUCAAGGAAUUCAACGGGCUGGUGAGCCUGGAAUCGUGGUUUGAGCUCGAAGCUCGAUACUCGAAUCUGAGGAAUGCUCUUGGAACACAAUCAUGAAAGGAUUACAUUCAUGAUUAUGAAAGCUGAUUCCUUUUGAAAAAAUUCUGGAGAGUGGGGCCUUUUUUUAGACGGAUUUAUCAGCAAUAAGUAAAGAAACAUCACUUUCCUGUAAGUUUUGACAUUGAACAAAGCCUCCUCACUUUCUUUCUCGGUUAUUACAGUGAUAAGACAACGGGAAUUACAGAACCCGUGUUCUAAAUUUCUAAUUUAGGAGGAAAUCUUGAUCA